This is a messenger RNA of Cyprinodon tularosa, 2483 nucleotides long. RefSeq lists its product as uncharacterized. The transcript has 10 exons. The record is from RefSeq and is a predicted model, not a curated record. Bases 87 to 1310 code for a protein of 407 amino acids. Lineage: Eukaryota; Metazoa; Chordata; Actinopteri; Cyprinodontiformes; Cyprinodontidae.
CACAUGAUCAUGGGGUGUUGGGAGGUAUUUAUACAGACUCCAUUUCAGUCACUCUGUAGAACACUUUAACAGAAGAUCAGAACAACAUGAGCUCUGAUGGUGCAUCCAAUGAGGGUAAUGCCUGCGAAGCUCCUGGUACUGAUCAACAUAACCAGGAGGAAACAAAGGCAGAUGAAUCUAGCAGUGAAAACAAGGCAAAGGAAAAUAACACAUCACAAAGCACUGCAGGAACAUCAAGUGAAUUAUCACCAGCUAAAGGGGUGAACAAUCUGUCCUCGAAGUGCCCAGACUGUUCCAGAAAUAUUGUAUCCAUAACGAAAGUUGACCAGGAUACAUUCAACAUUCAAAUCCAACUCAAAGUGUCUCAAGUGUCCAGUGAGGCAAAUCCAAAUCCAGAUAAUGUGGCAAUUAAACCAUGUCUACGCUGUUCUUCCUUAAAUGCAUCCAUUACAGGGAUUGGGCAAGACAUAUUUUAUUUUCAAAUAUCACGUAAACCUGAAAAUGAAGAAGUGUCCAGUGAGGAAAAUUCAAGCCUGGAUAAAGUAACAGCGGAACAAUGUCCACACUGUUUCAAAAUUACUGCAUCGAUUACAGGGAUUGGCGAGGAAGUACUUAACUGUCAAAUAUCACUCAAAUCUGAGAAGGUCAUGUCCACUAAGACAAAGCCAAAUCCAGAUGGAGAGGCUAUGCAUCUUCCCAUUAAGUGUCCAUACUGCUCCAGAGAAAUUGUAUCCCUAAUGGAAAUUAACCUGGAUACAUUCAAUUUGCAAAUCUCACUCAAACCAGAAAGUGAAAAUGUUCCCUUUAAGGAAAAUCCUACUCCGGGACAGGAACCGGAAAAGGAUGUAUCGUGGUAUAACACUUUCACAUGGGGGUUGUACAAAGUAAAGGUCUACUGCUUCUGCCGUGGAGGGACAUUUGGUACCGAUGAGACAAUUAUGAAAAAACUGAAGGAGAGCAAAAAACACGGCCUGUGGUCAGAAACAGUAAUUGAGGAGACAAAAAGUCUAGAGGAUUCUUCUGUCAACAUCGUCUUCUGCCCAAUUAUUUCCCGGGUUGGAUCAGAUGUGAAAUCGGCUAUGGGAGAUCCACGAGUCUCAGCAUCAAAUAAACCAGUGAUUCUGGUUCUUAUGCAUCAUACCAGAGAUGCUGACUACUCAACUGGAGGAAAAGGAUGGAUUGAAGACUAUAAAAAUGUUAAGCUGGAUGUUGUUCAUGUUCUCUUCCAUGAGACUGUACCAGGAUUACUGGAGUGUAAACAGAAUGAAGAGGCAAUCAACUCAAUUCUGCAAAAGUUAUAUAGUUUAUAGAAAAUGAGCACUUCAUAUCAUGCUUUGGUGUUUCAUCUUAUAUCAACAAGACUAGUUGUAGACAAUGCUAGCUUGUAUAACAUUGACUAAAGUUUAUGACUAUAAACAGAUGUGUUUCUUCAUAUUAAUUUCAGUUAGAGUGUAAUGAAAAAAAAAGAAAUUUGUCAAAAACAUUAUUAUUGUUUGUUUGCUUUUUCUUGACUGUGAAAAACAAAACAUAGCUGAUGAUGUACUAUACCAUGUACCUUGUAACUAAAGCCUCAAAAUGAUUAGUGGCAUUAUAAUAUAAGGGAGAAGACCUUACCUUUGCAUUACUCAUUCUGCACCUCUCCAGGGUGUUGUUGAACAAAAAAAGAAAAUAUUUUUAUCCUGCAUUUCAGUUAAUAUUUUACCCCUGUAAUAAGGUAUGAAGGCAAAUAAUUGUAUACCACAAAUUGCAUGGUUUUACUAAUUUUUCAACAUGUUAUUGAGAUAAUUGAGGAUAGCAGUUAGUUACCCCUUUUCCCAGCAUGUAGUAUGCCUGCUUUUAGAAUAUAUUUAUAACUGUGAAUAACCCAUUAAUGAUAAAUUCAAUUACAUUAAAGCUUUAAACUGCUAUUGUAUUACAGUGAUUUUUUUUCAUACGGAAAUUAUAGAUUCUCCAAGGGUUGUGAAUAUAUAUGGGUUUUUUUUUCCGUUUCCCAUUCUUUUUCAUUUCAAGGAGGAAUCAGGAUCUAAAAGGUUACAAUCAAUAUAUUAUAAGCACCUGAGUUCAGAAUUAUAUUAACCAUGGUACCUAACUGAGUGUAUUAAACCAAUAAUAAAUAAUCUUGUUAACAUGGAAGGAACACUGCAAGUGGUCCUGGUGGUAUGGAGAAAAAGGAAUGCGUUAACAACUAUAGUUACUAUAGAGUUGCUAUUGUAAAUAUGAUGUCACAAAGUCUAGGCUAUGUGAUAGAGAGUGCCUCUGUAAAAAAACGACAACCCUUGAUGUAAAUGUCUGGUCUAUGGUUGGUCUUCAUCCUGUUUUCAUCAGAAGAUAAGCCAAUGUCUCUUUCAGCCCUUACACUACCACUGUGAUGAAUCUAUAGAUUUCCAUGCUUUCUGCUAUCAACCGGAUAUCUUUGACGACCACACGAUAAAUAAUAAUGAUAAAUGUUUCCAUUAAACAAAUAAAAAAAAUGUCAUACUAAG